Molecule: messenger RNA, 697 nt
Organism: Amphimedon queenslandica
Lineage: Eukaryota; Metazoa; Porifera; Demospongiae; Haplosclerida; Niphatidae
Product: TBC1 domain family member 31-like
Exons: 5
Biological process (GO): cilium assembly
Cellular component (GO): ciliary basal body
Molecular function (GO): protein binding
Source: RefSeq, a predicted model, not a curated record
AAUGUUGUGUCCGGAUAAAUGGAGAGCAUAGAUCUCUGUGGAGGAGAUGGCGGGAGCAUUUGGGGUAGAAAACCAACGCCCAGAGAGAAGGAUGGGUUUCUAUUGAGUAUCAGGAACACGAGAAUUGGUCUGACUGCUGCUGGCCGCCAUGUACCCUUUACCAGGGUGACAUUUGGUUGUCAUGGCAACUGGUUCAUAGCAACCGAUCAACUCGGCGUAAUAUAUUCUUUUGAUGUUUACAGAAACAAAUAUCAGGUUGUGUAUCGGUUGGGAAAAACUUGUACGGCACUUCUGAUAAGCCACACCUACUCUAAUGAGCUUUUUGUAGCAACUAACAAUUUAAAUGUGCACUGUAUAAAUAUCGGUUCUCGUCAAUUGAUAACUACGUUUGGUCCCCAUGAAGCGUCAAUAAAGUCCCUCUCAUUGCCUCAGAGUGGUCAGUAUCUGUUAGUAGUGACAGCCUGUGACUCUGUCCUAUGGGAUAUCAAUACUGGCAUAAGACGCAAGACUUUGUGUGGAGGUGAAAGUGUUGGGGUGCAAGAUGUGUUCUUCCUGCCACUGACUAACAGUAUCAUAACUUGUUUCAAAGAUGACUCCAUUCACGUGUGGGACACUAGUACACUUGAUUAUAAAUACAACCUUCCACUUCCGUCCGGCCCUCCUCCUCAUUACAGAGCAUUCGCUACCACACAAGAUG